UGUGGCUCUUUGAUGGAUGACCCUCUCUCCCGUGAUCUGUUUACCACUUGCUUUCUACCGAUCUAUUGGAGUUUUUGAUAUCAAUACAUCUACUUCACUUUAAUUUAUUGCCACCGACACUUCCCCCGGAAUUCUUUUAGCAUUUUUUUCACUUAUAAUCGGUAGUGUGUGAUACUUUCAUUUCUCCUCUCCUCCCCCUUUUUUUUCAUUUAUUAACCGUUGUCGUACGUUAUUUUUAUGUGCAUAUAACAAAUAUGUAGCAUAUGUUAAUAUUCUGGUGGCUGGUAGCAAUGGGUUGCAGGUGAAGUGUUGAGCUGUCAUAAUUUGGUGGUUACUAUAUACUCACACUGUUUCUGCUUCUUGAUUACUCAAGUGCCCAUCUAUAUGUAUAUUUGCUGAGACAGAAACUAAGGAAGCAGGACAGAUCUGGAUCUGCUGUGAGUUCUGUCAACUCUCAACUUCAAUGGCUUCGAAACUUUUAAUGAUCACUGUCUUCAUUUUCGAUCUCAUUGCUUUCGGUUUGGCUGUUGCUGCUGAGCAGAGAAGAAGUACUGGGGUAUCAAAAGCAGAUAUGGACAGUAACUACAACUACUGUGUUUAUGACUCUGAUAUUGCCACUGGCUACGGCGUCGGUGCAUUUUUGUUCCUCCUGGCCAGCCAACUACUGAUAAUGCUUGCAAGCAGGUGUUUCUGCUGUGGAACUCCGCUCAAACCCGGAGGCUCCAGAGCUUGUGCUGUUCUCCUUUUCAUCUUCUGCUGGGUGACAUUUUUCAUUGCGGAGGUUUGUUUGCUGGCUGGAUCAGUGAGGAAUGCUUAUCACACCAAGUACAGGACGAGGUUUUUCGAGAAUCCACCGUCUUGUGAGACAGUGAGAAAGGGAGUGUUUGCAGCAGGAGCCGCUUUCGUUCUCUUCACGGGCAUAAUCUCCGAGUUCUAUUACGUUAGUUAUUCCAAUGCCAGGGGAAGUUUCAGCCCUUACGGAGGAGGAGAUGCAGCAGUUGGCAUGGCUGCAUACAAUUGAGCGAUUGAUUUCGUUUCACAGAUAGAUGAAUAUUGUGAAUCACGAUUUCGUCUCAAAUAUACCUUUCUCUUGCUAUAGGAGUCGAUCGAUCUAGUUUAAGGUGAAUAAUAAAUGUAAUACCUUUCUUUUUCAUUCAUUCGUCUACCCCGGCCGUGUAGUUUUUUGUUAGUUUGUCGAUCAAGAGAGUUGGAAUGGAUGUCUGAUCGGCGUGACUGUGUUUGUACUGCAGAAUUUUGAGCAAUAUAAACAGUUGAUGUGAAUGGACAAGGGA
Messenger RNA from Sesamum indicum (sesame), 1292 nucleotides. RefSeq lists its product as uncharacterized. The record is from RefSeq and is a predicted model, not a curated record. NCBI's taxonomy places the organism in Eukaryota, Viridiplantae, Streptophyta, Magnoliopsida, Lamiales, Pedaliaceae.